AGUUGGUAGUGGAACGAGAGGGAGAGGAGAGAGGGGUCGACCAGAUGGAAGGAAGGAAGGAAGGAAAGGAUCUCAAGGGCUCAAGUGCGUGAUUAAAGGAUUCUGCACAAAUAAACAAAUAUAUGAAUCAAAGCUUAUGAUUUAAAAAAAAAAGUGGAAUUAUAGGCGCGUCACCGCUUUGCGUGGACGCGGACAAGACACAGCGGCGGUGCGCACUGAAACAACCCGAGUCCUGUCUUUAGUCUGGAUUUUACUCCUCAUGUUCUUCAAACUCUCGGAGAGGCUCGCUAACUUUUAAGGACAGUGCCUGACUUUUAAGAACCUCCCUCCCUUCCUCGCUCGGUGUUUCAAUUAACCCUCUCCCCGGAAAAAGAAGAAGAAGAAGAACAGUAAAAGAAGCUCUGGGGCUGGAAGUGCAGGAAGGAAGAGCCUUCUGUUCCUUCCGAGGAGUUCCAAGUCGCCGUAGCCGGGGUUUAGGCGUUGGCACCCGGGCUGGGAGUCCCUCGUCAUGGCCGGGGCCAAGCCGGGAGUCCACGCGCUGCAGCUGAAACCCGUGGCCGUCCACGAAGCGCUGAAGAUGGGCGGCAAAUUCGUCAAGUGGGACGAGGAGCCUAACAGUACACAGCCGACGCUGAUAAACCUGAAAGUUGAUCCGGAAGGAUUCUUCCUCUACUGGACCAUAGGUGCUGGCCAGGAUGUCGAGAUUUUGGACAUCAGUUACAUCAGGGACACCAGAACGGGAAAGUAUGCCAAACAGCCAAAGGACGCAAAGAUGAGAGAACUGCUGGGCCUUACUAAGGAGGUGAACGGAGAAGGGAAGCUGUUAACCGUCGUCUAUGGCAAUGACCUGGUCAACAUUUCUUUCCUCAACUUCCAGGCCUUGCAAGCGGAUGUAGCGAAGAUUUGGUCAGAUGAGCUGUUCGCUUUGUCCACAAACAUACUUUCCCAGAAUGUAUCGCGGAACACCUUUCUUUACAAAGCGUACACGAAGUUAAAGCUUCAAGUGAACCAGGAAGGGAAGAUUCCAGUGAAGAAUGUCAUCAAGAUGUUUUCUGAUAAAAAGAGAGUGGAGACAGCUCUGGAGCAGUGUGGCCUCAUUAAUAACAAGUCAGAGGGAAUAAAACCAGAUGAUAUCACCUGGGACGCCUUCCAGAAGCUUCUCGACAACUUAUGUCUUCGACCUGAGAUCCAGAGCAUCUUUGAGGAAAGUGGCUCCAAGAGGAAGCCGUUCAUCUCUUUAGACCAGCUAAUGGACUUCAUCAACCGCAGGCAGAGAGACUCCAGACUAAACGAGGUGCUCUACCCCCCGCUGAAAAGAGACCAAGUCCGACAGAUCAUGGAGAAAUACGAGACCAACACCAGUCAGCUGGAGAGAGACCAAAUCAGUUUGCAGGCAUUCAGUCGGUAUCUGGGAGGAGAGGAAAACACCAUCGUACCUCCAGAGAGGCUGGACAUCAUCGACGACAUGAACCAACCGCUCUCUCACUACUUUAUCAACUCGUCACACAACACGUACCUCACAGUGGGCCAGCUGACCGGGAAUUCUUCGGUGGAGAUGUAUAGGCAGGUGCUGCUCACCGGUUGUCGCUGUAUUGAGCUGGACUGCUGGAAGGGCCGACCACAAGAUGAAGAGCCCUACAUCACCCACGGGUUCACCAUGACCACUGAGAUUCCCUUUAAGGAAGUGAUUGAAGCCAUAGCAGAGAGUGCUUUCAAGACCUCGCCAUACCCCGUCAUCCUGUCCUUUGAAAACCACGUAGAUUCAGCAAAGCAGCAGGCUAAGAUGGCAGAGUACUGCAGGACAAUCUUUGGAGAUGCGCUGCUCAUCGAGCCAUUGGAGAAAUAUCCACUGAGCGAAGGUCAGCUGCUGCCUUCGCCGCAGGAACUGAUGGGGAAGAUUCUUAUUAAAAACAAGAAGAAACAUCACCAUCACCGACCCUCUGAGAGUGGCAGCAUACGGCGCAAAGAGCCAGGGGAGCAGUCUUCGCCUCACAACGACUGCCCUCUGACAGAAGAGGGAAGCCAACUCCUGUCCAAUGGAGAGGAAAAGCUGGCUGAAAGGAUGGUGAAAGACUCCGAGCCUCGGAAGUCCAUUGGAGGUGAAGGAGAAAGCGAGGAGGAGGAGGAGGACGAGUCGGUGGCAGAGCUGAAAAAGCCAAACUCCGACGAGGGUACUGCCAGCAGCGAGGCGAACGCCACGGAGGAGAUGUCAAAUCUCGUCAACUACAUUGAACCCGUCAAAUUUAAGACCUUUGACUGGGCAGCUAAGAGGAAGAGGUUCUUUGAGAUGUCAUCGUUUGUUGAAACCAAAGGCAUGGAUGCCCUGAAGAGCUUCCCUAUAGAGUUUGUUGAGUACAAUAAGAACCAGCUGAGCCGAAUCUAUCCUAAAGGAACGAGAGUAGACAGCUCCAACUACAUGCCUCAGCUUUUCUGGAACGUCGGAUGCCAGAUGGUGGCGCUAAACUUCCAGACACUUGACCUUCCUAUGCAGCUGAACAUGGGUGUGUUUGAGUAUAAUGGCCUGAGCGGUUACCUGUUGAAGCCAGAGUUCAUGAGAAGGACAGACAAACACUUUGACCCUUUCACAGAAAGCAUAGUAGACGGCAUAGUCGCUAACACGGUCAAAAUUAAAGUGAUCUCAGGCCAGUUCCUGACAGAUAAGAAGGUUGGUGUGUAUGUGGAAGUGGACAUUUUUGGACUUCCAGCUGACACAAAAAGGAAGUACAGAACCAAAACAUCUAAUGGGAACUCGCUGGACCCUGUGUGGGAUGAUGAAAUGUUUGUCUUUAACAAGGUGGUCCUCCCUACACUGGCCUCUCUGAGAAUAGCUGUGUUUGAGGAAAACGGCAAGUUCAUUGGACACCGGAUUCUCCCUGUUUCGGCUAUUAGGCCGGGCUACCAUUACAUCAACCUGAAGAAUGAGCUAAACCAGCCGCUUAUGCUGCCGUCACUUCUGGUUUAUACUGAAGCUCAGGACUACAUCCCUAAUGAACACCAGGAGUAUGCAGAAGCUCUCACCAACCCUAUUAAGCAUAUCAGUGAGAAGCACAAGAGAGAGACACAGCUAGCUAGUCUCAUAGAAGACAACAGUGAGGUGAGACAGCCUCUCACCAACCAGCCCAAAGAAGGAGAGAACAAGAGGGAACUCAGUCCAGGAUUUGGAAUCCCCUCUCCUUCCCCAGCACCCUAUCCCCCCCCAAAGGAAGAUCCCCCUGAUGUCAUCAAGUUACCUGCACCAGUACAAUCUCAGAAGGAGGACCUCAUAGGUACUGUCCUAACAGAUGUCAAGGUUCAGUCUGUAGAGGAGCUGCAGCAGAAUAAAAAUUAUGAAAAGCUCCUUAAAAAACAAAGAAAAGAACUCAAAGAGCUGCGCAAGAAACAUCUGAAGAAGGUGUCUAAUCUAAGUAAGGACCAGAAAACCCAGCUUCAGUCUGACACCCAAAAGAAACGCAGCCAGAUUGAGAAACGACUCCAACGCAGUUUCAAGAAAAGUGAGUCCCAGGAACUGGUGCAGAGCGAGUUGGCUGCCUUGGAUGAUCUGGAGAAGCAGAAGAAUCAGCUGAAAGACGUUCACAUGCAGCAACUCCUAAAACUACGUGAAGAGCUUUUUGCAAUCGAAAGAGAGAAGCAAAAAACACACCUGCAAGAGGCCCACCAGAAGUUGAAGGAGAUUGCCAGCGAAUGCCAAGCAGCUCAGGUGAAAAAGGUCAAGGAGCUAUGCGAGAAGGAGAAGAAAGAACUCCAGAAGAUCCUGGACAGGAAACGACUAAACAGCAUCAGUGAAGCCAAGAACCGUGAAAAAGACAAGGCUGAAUCGGAACUGAAUGAGAUCAACAGGAAACACAUUCAAGAUUCUGUCUCUUUAAUCCGUGGGCUGGAGGAAGCGCAGACCAGGAGAGACGACAAGCUGCUGCAGAGGCAUCGGGACGUCCUACAACGCAUAGACGAGGAGCUUCCACAGCUUAAGUCUCAGUUGGAUCGGGAACUGGAAGAGGAGUAUCACCGCCUUCCCGAGGAGAUCUGCCAGCACCUACAGCUCGAGCUGCAAAACAAAAAUCUCCAAAAGAACGCGCUGUUCUCCGCCUUGUCCAAUCAUAGCAGUCCCAGUACAGGCUCGGGCCCGCCCUCCAACUGCUCCACGCCCUCUAACUCAUCAACGCCCAGUCGGAGCACUUUGCACAUGAGCCGGGACAAUAGCACCGUCUCUCUGGCCGAUUCCACUUCGUCGUCCACCACACCCGUCUUGUCAGACGCAGAAAUGUUGUUCAAUUAAAACUUUUACUCGUUCAAAGGAAUAUACAACAGGGGUCUAUAGUGAUUGUAAUGUGGGAUAGUAAUGAUGUAGAAUAUUUACUAAUUUUAUUCUUUCUUUUUAAUCCUGACCUUUUUUUGGUCUUGUCUACAGAGCUAUAUUAUUUUUUAUUUUGGCCGUUUUUGUCAGAAAACUCAUUGUGGAUUAUGUUGGAAUAAUUCAUAAGAAUCGUAACCAGAGCUGUUUUAUUUCAUUGUUCUUUUCUUGUCUUGCUUUUAAUGUCACCCCCCAUCAUUCCUAUUAUUUUGUGUGGUCAGUUAUCUUUUUUCCAGGCUUAUAAUGGCUUUAACCUCUUUUGUGGACUUUUCUGGAAAGCUUUAACCUGUGCAGAGGGGGGAGCAUAAUUAUAAACCACAUAAGUAGCUCCCAGCUCCUGAGAGUAAUGGUAAAGGGUACUUCUCACUACAAAUUUGAUCAGCUUUAUUUCUUCACAGCUUUAUCUCCUUGAGAAAGACAGGGGAAAUGAAACAGCCAAAGGAGAUUUUUAUUUUUCCCAGUUGUUAUGAGGUUAGAAAACUGCAUCCCAGAUGUGAGCAUGUGAGUAUCAGGACAGAUAAAACGGGAAAAGGGUGAUUUUAAAAUUCCAUUACAGCUGAACGUUUAGCUGUAAUGACAGUGGCUGACCAGCAGGUGGUGCUACAGCCUUAUCCAUUUUAUUUUUUUUAAAUUGGUGAUUUGAGCUGUCUGUGCAUGCAGCCUGAUAAUCCUAUUAGACUGUACCCCAACACACACGCCUGCACAUGCACACCUGGAUUUGCCGCGUCAUCGGUGGGGAUGAAGCCUCUGCCCUUUAACCCUCCAUGAAAUUGCAGCCAAUGAGGAAGGGGCAGAGGAGGGAGGGGGCAUGAGCGCACAUCCAUCUGGCUACAAAUUAUGAGGAGUUUUGGUGACGCAACACUCGCUUUCUAAAACAUGUGGGCAUCUCUCUCAACACAUAUACACAGUUUAUUGGUUCAGAAACCCAAAGUCUCUAAAAUCCUCAUCCCAUCCAAUCUGCUCCACGUAGAUGCGUAUUUAACGCACAAUAGGGACAAAUCAAAAUAAUUUUUUCCAAAUAUCAGCGAUUAUGACACUCAAGGGAAUUCGAGUGUGUAUGUGUGUGUGGCCAGAAUUUAAUCUGUUGAUGAGGCAUCUGCUUGUGGGGACAGUAAUACUUCUUACUAAAUGGAGAGAGUUGGUGUGUAUGCACUUCUGUUGGUGCAGUUA
Neolamprologus brichardi is the source of this 5518-nucleotide messenger RNA. RefSeq names its product phospholipase C, beta 3 (phosphatidylinositol-specific) (gene plcb3). Gene Ontology annotation, cellular component: cytoplasm. Lineage: Eukaryota; Metazoa; Chordata; Actinopteri; Cichliformes; Cichlidae. Gene Ontology annotation, molecular function: calmodulin binding; calcium ion binding; phosphatidylinositol-4,5-bisphosphate phospholipase C activity. The record is from RefSeq and is a predicted model, not a curated record. Gene Ontology annotation, biological process: phosphatidylinositol-mediated signaling; G protein-coupled receptor signaling pathway; lipid catabolic process.